AUGGGCUCCAACAAGGAAAUGCCCGCCUUCCCCUUCCACCGCGCCUCGGGGCUGGAACCCCCCGCCGAGUUCGCCCGUCUGCGUGCCGCCGACCCCGUCUCACAGGUCCGCCUGUAUGAUGGUACCGCGGCGUGGCUGGUGACUAAGUAUCGGGAUGUUUGUCGGGUGGCGACGGAUCAGCGGUUGUCGAAGGAGCGCCAACGCCCUGGGUUCCCCGAGUUCAGUGACGGCGGCAAGAAGGCUGGCAAGCAGCGGCCGACGUUUGUGGAUAUGGACCCGCCCGAGCAUAUGAGGCAUCGGGGCAUGGUCGAGUCGUGGUUCACCCCGGAGAAGGUCAAGUCGAUGCAGCCGUACAUUGACAAGACGGUGAAUGAUUUGUUGGAUCGCAUGGUCGCUAAGGGAUGUGCCAACGGACCCGUUGAUUUGGUGGAGGAGUUCGCGCUGCCAGUUCCGUCAUAUAUCAUCUACACCCUCCUUGGCGUGCCCUUUGAGGACCUCGAAUUUCUGACGCAGCAGAACUCGAUUCGCGCCAACGGCAGCGCGACCGCGCGUGACGCAUCCGCAGCGGCCGAUGAACUGAUCCGCUACCUCACUACGCUGGCAGAGAAGCGCAUGGAGGAGCCCAAGGACGAUAUUGUGAGCCAGCUGGUGACGAACUACGUCAAGACCGGGAAGCUCGAAAAGGCCGACGCGGUGCAGAUGGCCUUCCUCCUCCUGGUGGCUGGCAACGCGACCAUGGUCAACAUGAUUUCCCUCGGCGUUGUGACCUUGUUUCAGCAUCCUGAUCAGCUGGCCGAGCUCAAGGCCGACCCGGCCAAGUGGGUCGACCCCUUCGUGGAGGAGCUGUGCCGCUACCACACGGCCUCGGCAAUGGCCAUGAAGCGCACGGCUAAGGAGGAUGUCGAGAUUGGCGGAAAGCUCAUCAAGGCAGGCCAGGGCAUCAUCGCGUCGAACCAAUCGGCCAACCGUGACGAGGACAUUUUCGAGAACCCCGAUACGUUCAACAUGCACCGCAAGUGGCCCAAGGAGGACCCGUUGGGCUUCGGAUUUGGCGAUCAUCGUUGCAUCGCCGAGCACUUGUCCAAAGCUGAGCUCAGGAGCGCCUUUACGUACCUGUUCAAGAAAGCCCCUGGCUUGAAGCUUGCCACAUCGAUCCCAGAAAUUGAAUACACGCCUUUACAGCGCGAUGUAGGCAUCGUCAAACUUCCAGUGACUUGGUAA
Messenger RNA from Chaetomium fimeti, 1221 nucleotides. Its product is annotated as cytochrome P450. Gene Ontology annotation, molecular function: oxidoreductase activity, acting on paired donors, with incorporation or reduction of molecular oxygen; monooxygenase activity; iron ion binding. The coding region runs from base 1 to 1221 and encodes 406 amino acids. The record is from RefSeq and is a predicted model, not a curated record. The transcript has 8 exons. Lineage: Eukaryota; Fungi; Ascomycota; Sordariomycetes; Sordariales; Chaetomiaceae.